Messenger RNA from Selaginella moellendorffii, 1133 nucleotides. RefSeq lists its product as uncharacterized. NCBI's taxonomy places the organism in Eukaryota, Viridiplantae, Streptophyta, Lycopodiopsida, Selaginellales, Selaginellaceae. The record is from RefSeq and is a predicted model, not a curated record. Bases 70 to 981 code for a protein of 303 amino acids. The transcript is spliced from 4 exons.
UAAAAAGAAAGAAACAAGAGAGAGGGAGCUUGUUUCUAAAAGAAGGCGCGCGAGGGCGAGGUCAGAGCGAUGGGAGGAGGGAUUCUACUGCGGGGAGUGGCUAAGGCCGUCACCAGGCCUCCGAUUGUGGGUCUAGCAGCGGUGGCGGCGGCAGCGACAUCUUCGAGCGUGCCCCAGUCGGUGAUGAUGGGCAGUGCCAGCGCCAGCAGCGCCGCCGCGCUGCCGCUCCGCGCGGCGGUGGCGGAUGAUUGGGUGUUUGCGGGAGAUGAGGAGCGAUCCGAGUAUUUCGUCCGCGACCAUUUGGUGUUUGGAGCGGCGCCGUCGCGGGACGAGGUCGAGGAGGCUACCGCGGAUUUGCAGAAUGCGCUUGGCAUGUGUUUUGGAGAGGGACUUCCAACUCCAGCUUUGCAGCAAGACUCCCCGGUUUCGAGCAUUCGAGGGCCAAGCAGUGUUCAUCUCGGUCACCCGGUUGUGGAUUGGAUCGAGCCGCAUUUGGUGUCGCAUGAGCCUGGCAACGUCCAAGUCUGUAGAAGGAACGAGGUUGCCGAGGCGUUUAGUUUGCUCCAGAACGAUCCUAUCGUUCAAGGGGUCGUGAUGUCGGUCGCCAGUGACAAAGCCGUGUGGGAUGCGGUACUGGCGAACGAGAAAGUCAAGGAGUUUAGGAAGAAGCUCCAGGAGAAUGGAUACGAGAGCUUUGUAGCUGGCGAUGGCGAGGUCAUACAGGAGGGGGGCAAGCACACACGCCCCAGUGAUCAGCCCAACCCCAACCUGGUGGAUUUCCUCGCGCAGCUGCUGGAUUACUCCAAGAAUGCUUACCUUCGAGUCAAGCGCAUGCUCACUGAGCUUCUCUCCAGCUUCCUCGACAAUAAGUUCUUCUCAACCAAGGAUGGAAACUUUGCCGACCCAGCCAUCAAGUCGUGCUUCAUGCUGAGCCUCGUCGUUCUCUCGGUGGUGCUGCUCAAGCGAGCGUCGGCUGCCUGAAAAGAAAGAGAUCUUUCCUCCUUCCAGUCACAGGUACUUUCAUUUCUCGCCAUAGAGUAAUGCUCUCUCUUCUUGUGCAUACUACUAGAUCGAUAGAUACAGGAAAGUGGUUUAACAACAUUCCAUGCAAUACACAUUUUGUUACAAGAAAA